GGAGACGCUGCACGGCAGAGGCUGCGGGGCGGACGCGCGGGCCGGUGCGGCCAUGGUGAAGAUCAGUUUCCAGCCCGCCGUCGCCGGCGUCAAGGCCGACAAGGCCGACAAGGGUCCGGCGGCGACCCCCGCCGCGGCGCCCGCCCCGGCCGCCGAGAUCCUGCUGACGCCGGCCAGGGAGGAGCGGCCCCCCUACCACCGUGCCAAGAAGAGCUCAGCGGGCGGCGUGUGCUACCUGUCCAUGGGCGUGGUUGUCCUGCUCAUGGGCCUGGCCUUUGCUUCCGUCUACAUCUACAGAUACUUCUUCCUUGCUCAGCUGGCCCGGGACAACUUCUUCCACUGUGGCAUGCUCUACGAGGACUCGCUGUCCUCCCAGACGCACACCCGGAUGGAGCUGGAGGAGGACGUGAAAAUCUACCUCGAGGACAACUACGAGCACAUCAACGUCCCCGUGCCCCAGUUUGGCGGCGGCGACGCCGCAGACAUCAUCCACGACUUCCAGCGGGGCCUUACCGCCUACCACGACAUCUCUCUGGACAAGUGCUACGUCAUCGAGCUCAACACCACCAUCGUGCUGCCCCCUCGCAACUUCUGGGAGCUCCUCAUGAACGUAAAGAGGGGGACCUACCUCCCGCAGACGUACACCAUCCAGGAGGAAAUGGUGGUGACGGAGCACGUCAGUGACAAGGAGGCGCUGGGUUCCUUCAUCCGCCACCUGUGUGAUGGGAAAGACACCUACCGGCUGCGGCGCAGGGCCUCCCGCAGGCGCAUCAGCAAGCGAGGGGCCAAGAACUGCAACACCAUCCGCCACUUCGAGAACACCUUCGUGGUGGAGACGCUCAUCUGUGGGGCGGCGUGAGGCCGGCCGCCCUCCCGCCCUGUUCUCCUGCUCCCCUCCUCCUACUCCCCCUCCCCUCCUCCUCCUCCCCCUCCCCUCCUCCUCCUCCCCCUCCCCUCCUCCUCCGGGGCCACUCCUGCCCUCCUCACUGCCUUGCUUGUGUGCUGUGGACGCCUUUCCCUAGAUGUGCCCUGUCUGCAUUUCUCCCGGUGGCCUCUGGGGGCGCCCUUGCUGACCCUGGGCGUAGGGGAGGGAGGGGCGCCUCCUCCAAGUCAGGCCGGGCCCAGGGGUGGCCCUGAAGGAGGAACCCUCUGGUGAGGGUGUGGGUGGGGGAGGGGAGAGAUGGGGUUUGCACGGGUGGGAACCCCCCCAGAGCACAAGGGGAGGUGGCUGUCCCGGCGUCUCCCCAGGACUCCUGUGAGUGCCUUGAGCCCCCCAGCGGGACCCUGGGGUUUGGGGUGGGGAUGCCUGUCAAGCACAAAUGUUUCCUGAGUGGAACCAAAGAAGCCGGGAGCCAGGGCCCAAACCUGGCCCCAGCAGCACAAGUGGGGCCCCCCCAGCAGCGGGGGCGGGAGCAGGUGGCCGAGGCCGGGGAGGAGCCAUGGGGUCAUUGCUUCCUGCGAGCCCAGGGCUGGUUCCAGAGACCCUGCAGGGACCCCGCACGGAAGAGAGAGCCUGCUCCUUGCUUGCCCUGCGCCCCCUCCCGACUCCGACUCCAUGCCCCCUGCUCCGGGCGAGUGCAGCGCCCGCCCCUCCUCCCUACUUUUGCAUGUUUUUCCUGACCUGGGAUUCGCUGAUGCUGACAGCCCUGAGCCUCCGGCCAGACUUGGGUGCUCUCUGGGGAGGAGACUCGCUCGCUUUGUAUAUUUUCUCAGAUCUCUUUUCAAAAGUGUCUGCAGAACAAUAAAAAUCUUUUACU
Lepus europaeus (European hare) is the source of this 1757-nucleotide messenger RNA. RefSeq names its product integral membrane protein 2C (gene ITM2C). Gene Ontology annotation, biological process: negative regulation of amyloid precursor protein biosynthetic process. The transcript has 6 exons. Gene Ontology annotation, cellular component: extracellular exosome; Golgi apparatus; plasma membrane. The record is from RefSeq and is a predicted model, not a curated record. Lineage: Eukaryota; Metazoa; Chordata; Mammalia; Lagomorpha; Leporidae. Gene Ontology annotation, molecular function: amyloid-beta binding. The coding region runs from base 53 to 859 and encodes 268 amino acids.